Messenger RNA from Juglans regia (Persian walnut), 2814 nucleotides. RefSeq lists its product as uncharacterized. The coding region runs from base 526 to 2643 and encodes 705 amino acids. The record is from RefSeq and is a predicted model, not a curated record. Lineage: Eukaryota; Viridiplantae; Streptophyta; Magnoliopsida; Fagales; Juglandaceae. The transcript is spliced from 6 exons.
ACUCUGACUGCUCCUCUUUUUAAGCCGGAGAUCUUAAAGUGCGAAAAGCGAAGAAAACCAAAAAAGAGAGAGAAAGAAGAGAGUAAAGAGGUAGAGUUUGUGUUGUGUUAUAACUGCCUGAAAGAGAGAUACGAUUUCCACGCCUAUUUAUCCACUCCCGAACGAACACACACCCAGAGAGAGAGAGAGAGAGAGAGGGAUCAUCCCCCCGUCCUUUUACUUUUGUCCCCAGCGAUCUGAUUCCCUUUCUGCUCUCUGUAUCUUUCUCAUAUUUAUUUCCCUUCUCUCUCUCUCUCUCUCCCUUUCUCUGAACUGUUUGGCCAUUUUCUUUGCUUCUGUUGGAUCAUGCAAUGUGAUAUUCUUUGUAAAAUGAGGAUUUUCUGGACAAACUAGAAGCCGAAGCAGAUAUUCUAAUGGAGGAAAGCUUUUUUCUUUUUAGGUUUCCCUGCCUCACGGAGAGCUGUUCGGGGAUGGGGUAGUGAAAACCUCGCAAGUUUCUAUUCCUAAGAUGCAACCUCAGUUUUGAUGCGAUCAUCUUUUGAUUUUGUCAUGGACAUCAUGCUGAAGCAAGGGGAUUUUGAUUUGAGUUCAUUACAAAUGUAUGUUGAUUCUCUCAAAGAAGCUUUAAAGAAGACUAUGCUUAGCCAGGAGGUUAUAUUUAGGAAGCAGGUUGAGGAACUCCAUCGAUUAUAUUCGAAACAGAAGACACUAAUGGAGAAUCUUGCUUGGAGGGAGUUUGAUAGAUACAAUUUGAGGAAAGCAAGCGCCCAUUCAAAGUUGUUCCCUUUUGCAAUUUCAGCAAGAUAUGAUCCACUUGCGAAAGAAACAAUGUUUUCCUCAAUUCAAAUGGCGGGGCCUACUCUAUCUACAGGCCACAUGUUAGAAGGGCGCCAGGGCAUGCCCUAUAAUCUUUGGCAGGGGCCUCAAGAUCUUCGACUUCCAUGUGAUCAUGAUCCAGAGUUGAAGCUCUCCUUGAGCUCUGGUUAUGACAAUUGGAGAGAUGGGAGUGCUAAGAAAACUUGGCUUGAUAAAAAAGUCCAUUCCUGCGCUCGCAUCAUUAUUGACUUAGAAGAGUCAAUUGAGAGUGUAUCAAAUGAAGGUGAAAAAGAUGCACCUUCUUUCAGCUAUGCACCUCCGACACCUCAUUCUGGUGGCAAGCAUCAGCUGGGAUUUUCUGUACUCUCUGAUCCAGUCAUCUCAAGUGGGGCAAAGAAAGAUUUACAGGAUGGAACUGCAGAUAGUGGUGCUCUUCUAGAUGACCUAAAGUGCCAUCAAGGGCAGGUCUAUUUAAAUAAAGAAUUUAAAGACUGCAAUUCUAAUAUCCCUACUGGUAAUCAGUCCACCAAGAUCCAACAGCUCACUUUCUGUAAAGCACAUUUAGACCUUAACAAAGUUCAGCUUGAUGAAUCUUCUUGUUGCUCAAAUGAUAUUAUGUUGGCCCAUCCUUCAACAGCCAACUCAGCACAGGUUUUCAUUGAGCUAGUUGGCAGGGUUCAGGAGGACAAUUGUGCAUCCAUCACUUGGGGAAAAGAAAACAAACGGUGCUCAAAUGAUAUCUCUGACUUGCCUCACCAAGAUGAUGCAGUGAAUUCUUCUUUGGUAGAGUCCAACAGCAGAAGCAAUAUAACGGAAAUUCGGGCUAGAAGUUUGAAGGUUGAUGGAGUGGGUGGAAGUGAAGUUGGCCUUUUAGGCGUUGAGGCCAACUCCAGGCCCCCACCAGGCCUUUGCGAAGACCUUGGUGGCUACAGUCGUUACCCCAAGGAUGGCAGUAAUGGGUUCGUGUUGGAACUUAAAAAUGACCUUUUACAUGACCCAAAUUGUACAUCUAUAGCUACUAGCCAGAUAAACUUUGAGCAGAGCGAAGUCGAUGUUAUGCUUUCAGGUUCUGGUCAAAGUCAAAAUACAGUUCAAGAUGGACGUGGCAAUGAAUAUCAUGCUUCUUGCAAGUCCCACAUCAAUGGUGAUAACGACUCCAGCAGUGUGAAGACAAUGCAAUCUAGGAUUGAAAUGGGUAGUUCAAAUCUUGGUCCUUUUGAUCAGUUUCCCGGAACCCAUUUAGGGUGUCAAGUUGCAGAAACCUCGUCAGGCAAUCAGGACCAAGAAUUUUCUGACAGCAGUGACUUGAAACAUGAAUGCCUCGAUCACAAAGAAGAAUCAUCUGAAGCAGAUGCGUUGAUCCAUAGGGCAGCUGAAUCACUUGUCCAUUUCUCAUUGGAGAUCACAUCUGGUAAUCAUGAUUGCUCUGCCAAAGCAGGAUUAACUGAGAUGAAAAAUGAGGAGAGGGAGCAACCCCUGUGUUCUUCUGAUUCUUUUGAGUUAAUUGCUCUAAACUUAAAAGAAUGCAGUGCAGAUGAGCAUUCUGUAUCGUCAAAGCCAUUUGAAGUAAAUGACAUGGAGACAAAAGAUUCUGCUUUUAAGUUAAAAAGGGGUAGGAGAUUGAAAGAUUUUCAGAAGGACAUACUUCCUGGUCUUGCAUGCCUUUCUAGACACGAGAUUCGUGAGGAUAUAAACAUUCUGGAGGGGGUUCUAAGAUCAAGAGAGUAUCGAAAGAUCAGAGCAAGGAUGGCUAAUGGACAGAACUGGUGUGCACCCGUGAGAAACAGACGGCCAAGAAUCAAUUAUGUUCAGAGGAAAAGAUUUUAACGAAGAAUUCCUGUGGGGAAUGCCAUUCUAUGAAAAUUCUUUCUAGAAUGCGAGUAACACUAUUCGCGGACGUAUGGUUAUUAUGGCUACGAGUGGGGAGGAAGAUUUAUACUUAAUGCUACUAGUUUUUAUGCUACUCUUUCUAAUUCGAAAAUAGUUUAGUUUAUUUUA